Molecule: messenger RNA, 2487 nt
Organism: Aphidius gifuensis
Lineage: Eukaryota; Metazoa; Arthropoda; Insecta; Hymenoptera; Braconidae
Product: exonuclease 3'-5' domain-containing protein 2-like
Exons: 3
Coding region: 494-2287 (597 amino acids)
Biological process (GO): nucleobase-containing compound metabolic process
Cellular component (GO): cytoplasm; nucleus
Molecular function (GO): nucleic acid binding; 3'-5' exonuclease activity
Source: RefSeq, a predicted model, not a curated record
ACACAUACACAAAUGUAAAUUGUAAAUAAACAUGUGAGCCUGUGUGAGUCUAUCGUGGCUGGAUGUGACUCACCUGGUUAUGGACAUGAUGGGCCACAUGGAAAAUUGAUAAACAUUUUUUCUUCAGUUGCAAAUUACCUCUUCAAGGUGCAACCCACUUUUGUCAAUUGGUUCGGCGAGCCACGUCAUUUAUUAUUUUUUUUUUUUAUUUCAAAUUUCACAAUUUAUAAUAGUCUAAAAUUUAUAAAAAUUUAUUUAAACAUUAUAAGUAGAAGUAGUAGUAUUUUUUUUUUUUUUAAUCAAUUUAGUUUAUCAUAUUUAUUAAUUAAAAUUAAUUUUUUAUGUGAAAAAAUAAUCAAAUAAAUUCACAUAAAUAUUAUUAGAAAUCGCUUGUAAAUUUAAAAAAUUCACAAUCUUUUUUUUUUGUUUGUGAAUAAAUUAAUUGAUAAUAAUUUUUAAUUUAUCAUUUAUAUAAUAAUUUAAUAAAAACAAAAUGUUUUUUGUUUGUGUAACUGUUGGACUUGUAUUUUUUGUAUCAAAAUAUCGUGAUAAUGUUUUACGUGGAGUACAAAAUUUGUGUCAAGGAAUUAUCACAAGUACCACUUGUCCAUCUGAUAAAAUUCAAGAUGAAAAUAUAAAUAAUAUUAAUAAUGAAAAUAAUAUUAUUUUAUAUAAAAAUCCAGAAUAUAAAUUAAACAAAAUAAUACUUGCUGAUUCAUUGGAUUCAAGUGAUCAUGCUGUUCAACAUCUUUAUUGUAAUUUAACAAAUAGUAUUUUGGGUUUUGAUUGUGAAUGGGUAAACAACGGACCAGUUACACUACUACAACUAGCAACUGACAAUGGUGUCUGUGCAUUAUUUCGUAUUGGAAAAAUUGGAUUUGUACCACCAAAACUCAAGGAAUUAUUAUCCAAUAAAAGUAUAUUAAAAAUUGGUGUUGAACCAUUUGAAGAUGGAAAAAAAUUAACAAGAGAUUAUGGUUGUCGUGUUUUUGGUACACUUGAUUUACGAACAUUUGCUGAGUACAUGUCAUUACCAAGUUGUCAAGGAUUAUCUGCUCUAAGUCUUAAAUAUCUUGGUGUUGAAUUAAAUAAAAAAGAACAAAUUAGAUGUAGUAAUUGGGAUGCUGAAUAUUUAAAUGAAGAACAAAAAUUAUAUGCUGCUUGUGAUGCUCUUGUUGCUUGUCUGAUUUAUCAACAAAUGAAUGAAAAAAUUAAUCAAAGACGUACAAUAUUUAAUCGUUUAGUUGUAUUUAUAAAAUCAACAUACAUCAAAAAAUCACAAUACAAUUAUUUUUCUCACAAUGUACCACUUGGUCUAAUUGAUGUCAAAUAUAGUAAAUCAUCAUCAUCAUCAUCAGCAUCAUUAAAAAGUAAUAAUAAUGCUAUUGAAAAUACUCCUCAUAAAUAUCAAUUAAAACGUGUUUUAUCAGAGUCAAAAUCCAAUGUUUCAUUAACAAGAAAAGAUGUAUUGUAUGAAAAUUGUUAUUUAAAAGCACCAGAUGGUGAAACAUUGUGUUCAUGUGAUCGUAAAAAAGCUGAAUGGUACAUUGCUAAAGGAUUAGCUGUAAAAGUAAAUGAUGAUCCAUUUACAGUUCGAUUAAAUUUUGAACCAUCUGCACGUUGUCGUGGAGAUAUUGGAGAAUAUUACACUCAAAUUAGACUUAAUCAGUGUGUUGUAUGUGGAUCUCAAGAUAAAUUUAUUAAAAAAAAUAUUAUUCCACGAGAAUAUCGUAAAUAUUUUCCAAUUGUUAUGAAAUCACAUCAAUCACAUGAUUGUCUGUUGCUUUGUCCAACUUGUCAUGACACAAGUAAUAGACAAGAUCUCAUAUUUAAACGACAUCUUGCUAUAACUUGUAAUGCACCACUAUCACCAUCAUCAUCAUCACCAACAACACAAUCAAAAAAUAAUCAACAACGUAGCAAACGUAAUUAUCAAAAUGCUGUCAAGGUUUUGAAUGAAAAGUAUAAUUUUCUACCACAACAAAGACGAGAAGAACUUGAACAACAAAUAAAUGAAUAUAAUAAUCAUCAAAAUGAAUUAUCAAUAAAUGAAUCUUCUGAUAAAUCAUCAACACAUGGACAAAAAGUUGUUGAAUAUUUUAAACAUACUGAUGGUGGUCUUGUUAGUUUAGAAAAACAAUGGCGUGAACAUUUUUUAAAUACAAUGGAACCACAAUAUUUACCACCUCUUUGGUCAGUUGAUCAUAAUCAAAGACGUCUUGAAAGAAGAAUAACUGAAAAUAGAAUUGAGCCAGAAGAUGCUAAAAUUGCUGGAAUUAUUACAUAAAUUAAAUAUCAAUUAUUCAAUUAUAUAUUAAAUCUUGUUAUAUAAACUUUUUUUUUUUUUUUAAAUUAAAAUUAAAAAUAAUGUAUAAUAAUUUCUAUGAAAAUUAUUAUUGCUUGAAAAGACUCGUUUAUGACCGAGUUCUUUACCUGUAAAUAAAAAAAGAAAAACAAAAAUAAAUUUAAAAAAUAAAUUAUCAACAA